Messenger RNA from Colius striatus (speckled mousebird), 3918 nucleotides. It is a transcript of the gene UBA5, whose product is annotated as ubiquitin like modifier activating enzyme 5. The transcript is spliced from 12 exons. Gene Ontology annotation, molecular function: UFM1 activating enzyme activity. The record is from RefSeq and is a predicted model, not a curated record. Gene Ontology annotation, biological process: protein ufmylation. Bases 314 to 1528 code for a protein of 404 amino acids. NCBI's taxonomy places the organism in Eukaryota, Metazoa, Chordata, Aves, Coliiformes, Coliidae. Gene Ontology annotation, cellular component: cytosol; cytoplasm.
GAGGCGGCCUGGUCCGUCAAGGAAAGCGGUCCGCGGCGCCGGGCCAGCGGGGCUCCGUGAGGAAGCGGGCGGCUUCUCCUGGAAGACAGCGGCCCCCGAGGGGUGGUAACCGCCCCGGCUGACAGCUGCCCUUAGGCUUGGAGGGCGCCCGCCCGCUGCCCGCUGCCCGCUGCCCGCUGCCCGCUGCCCGCUGCCGGGAGGCGGGAGCCCCGUCGGACGCGGGAACCGGAACCCUCCCUCCAGAGCCGGCGCGCGCGGGGGCCGGCGCUGCCCGAGCGCCCGGAAGCCAAGGCCGGGGAGACGUGUCGCUGCCAUGGCGGAGCGCGGCCGGCUGCAGCGGCUGGAGCGCCGUGUGCGGGAGCUGGAGGAAGAGCUGGCCCGGGAAAGAGCCGGCCGGCCGGCGCCGCGGGCCCACAUCGAGAGCAUGAGCCCGGAGGUGACGGACUCCAACCCCUACAGUCGCUUGAUGGCGUUAAAAAGGAUGGGAAUUGUCAAAGACUAUGAGAAAAUCCGUACUUUUACAGUUGCAGUCGUAGGUGUAGGUGGAGUUGGCAGUGUGACCGCUGAGAUGUUGACAAGGUGUGGCAUUGGUAAGCUUCUUCUGUUUGACUAUGACAAAGUGGAACUGGCAAACAUGAACAGACUCUUCUUCCAACCUCAUCAAGCUGGAUUAAGUAAAGUGCAAGCAGCAGAGCAUACUUUGAGGAAUAUUAAUCCUGAUGUUCAGUUUGAAGUGCAUAACUACAACAUCACAACACUGGACAACUUUGAACACUUCAUGGAUAGAAUAAGUAAGGGUGCACUGGAGGAGGGGCAGCCUGUCGAUCUCGUUCUAAGCUGCGUGGACAACUUUGAAGCUCGCAUGGCAAUUAACACGGUGAGAACACUGAAGGCCUGCAAUGAGCUUGGACAAAUCUGGAUGGAAUCUGGAGUGAGUGAGAACGCAGUGUCAGGGCACAUACAGCUGAUCAUACCCGGUGAAUCUGCUUGCUUCGCGUGUGCUCCUCCACUUGUAGUUGCUGCUAAUAUUGAUGAGAAAACAUUAAAACGAGAAGGAGUUUGUGCAGCUAGUCUUCCUACAACAAUGGGUGUUGUGGCAGGAAUGCUUGUACAAAAUGUCCUGAAGUACCUGUUAAAUUUUGGUACUGUGAGUUACUAUCUUGGUUACAACGCGAUGCAGGAUUUCUUUCCAACUAUGUCUAUGAAGCCAAACCCACAAUGCAGUGACCAAAACUGCAGAAAACAGCAAGAAAAUUAUAAGAAAAGAGAAGCUGCACGACCAAAACAAGAAGUAAUUGAACAGGAAGAAGAAAUAGUACAUGAAGAUAAUGACUGGGGCAUUGAAUUGGUGUCAGAAACUUCCGAAGAGGAGCUGAAGGCUGCCUCUGGCCCAGUCCCUGAGCUUCCUGAAGGAAUCACUGUAGCAUACACUAUCCCAAACAAGGAAGAGAAUUUGAUACCUGAGGAAACGGUAGCAGACUCUGAAGAAAGCCUAGAAGAACUCAUGGCCAAAAUGAGAAAUAUGUAGCAAAACAAGUAGAAGUGCAACUUCUGAGACUUUGGAUGGACAUUGGAUUUUGAGAAGACCAGACUCUUUUAUUUUGUUACCUCUGCUGAAACUUAUCUUUUCCAUUUCCUCAGAAAUGUGCUGUUUGAGGGGCAGGAGGGAAACAGACUCGCUUGGUUUAUAUUCUGUUGUCUGUUUACAUCCUUAAGAUAGGGAGUUGAGCUACUGAAGAUCUGAAUUCUUCAACAUUAUUAGUGUCCAGAUAUUAAGUAGAAAAUAAAGCUGGAUAAACUAACAACAGCAGGCAUAGCACAUUCUCAUCACAUGAUACUGCAAAUAACAAACAGUAGAUAAGAAAAAAUCUGCUGGAAUGGAUUGACUAGGUCAAGGGCAGAUGAUUAUGCCUCACUCCUAUUGCUGUGCCUGAUUUUCCAGGCACUUCUAUGCAGUGCUUGGUCCCUGGUCUCUAAAGCCUUGGCAUGCAUCAUGCUGUGGCUGCUUUAUCUGAGUGAACAGAACAUUUCAGCCCUUUCAAGGUCUUGGGGAUGGAGAGUUGUUUUUUUUUUAAACUUCCUUGAUUUUAUCAGUGUCUUACUACUGCUUGUUCCUAAAUUGGUGCCUCUGUUUUGCAUGUGAUAAUCAUCUCAGUGUGCUGAAAGUCAAAGUCUUUUGUUAGUAGACCAUUAUACUAGCAGGCUGGGUAUUGGCAUGCCACUAUUUCAGCUGGCAGAUGUUUUUCAUGACAAAAUCUUUUAAGAAUUACCAGAACUGGCACUGAAAGGAAGAGAUUUUUGUCCAUCUCUUUGAAAAUCUAAAUACUAUCUUUUCCUUAGUUAUUAAAAGUUCAUCUGUAACUGAUCCAUCCCCAUCCCAUGGGUUGUAUAAAGGAAUAUGCUUAAUCUCAGUUUGCAUAGGAAAGCUUCUAAAAGUAGUUGCUGUCAACUUUCAGUGUUGCAAGUACCUUCUGUGGAGUAGCUGAGCUAUUGUAGUUGUCUUGUACAUAAGGUUAGUACAGUCAUAUUGCCUUUUAAAUUACAGGUCAGUUGAACAUCUGAUAAAUGUACACACCUCAGAGUGCCAGUGCCCUGCGGAACUGGAACCAUCAAUUCCAAGUAUUUUAACUACUGUGGGUGCCUGAGCCAGAACUUGAUCACUAUUUAGAUUUGGCUUAGAGGAACAUAACUUUCAGCCUUUGCAGUGUAAUACAAAUAUUCCAACUUAACCUGUUCAGAAAACCUUUCCAGAGCAUGAUGCAGCCACCACAGACCCAUCUAGAAAUGGCAGGAGCAGCGUCCAACAAACAAGUAAAAAGAGAGUAAUAGUGUGGAGAUGCUUCUGGUUCUCAGGGCAGUUCAAUGAGUAUUUGUUUCAACAAUGCUUGAUUGAUAUGAGGAGACUCCAGGGGGGAUCUCAUUAAGAUUUACAAAUGUCUCAGUGGUGGAUGUCAGGAGGUUGGGCCAUCACUUUUUUUCUGUUGUAUCCAGUGACAGGACAAGGGGUGAUGGAAAGAAGCUGGAACACAAAAAGGUCCAUUUAAACAUAAGGAAAAACUCUUUCCCUGUUGAGGUGAGGGAGCCCUGGCACAGGCUGCCCAGGGAGGGUGUGGAGGCUCCUUCUCUGGAGGUUUUCAAAACCCACGUGGACACGUUCCUGUGUGACCUUAUCUAGGUGGAACCUGCUUUGGCAGGGGGGUUGGACUGGAUGAUCUCCAAAGGUCCCUUCCAACCCCUACCAUUCUAUAGUUCUAUGAUAAUGGUUACAAACAUCAGAAGCUGUUUCCCCCACAGCUGACACUAGAUUAGACAGGUGAAAAUACUCUCUGAAGCUAAUGAGGGAGGUUUGAGGGGUGGUGUGUUAUGCCAUAAAAUUGAAGUGAGUUUUUGGAUCAAGCUCAGUUUUGGAGAAACCAGAUUUUAGAAAGAAACUGUAAAGAUGGAUGGGAAGUAAUGAGGUCAUUAUAAAAGGUACGUACUUUGAUCUGUGUCACUAAGGGGGUUGAUCCAAGUGUCAAUUUUAGUGUCACGUUUCUUUGCAAUUUUUACCUUUCUGUUGGGAACAAUAAAAGGGAGGCACAUACUGGACUCUGCAGGUCCUGAGGCAAACAGUUGGCUUGUUUCUAUUACAGCAGUUCAUCUUGACUCUUAACUCUUCAGCUGACAAGAGUGCUGCCGUGUGACUGCCAACUUUACAGGAGGCAGCUGUUUACCAGCUUAUUUCAUCUAUAGCUUGUAUAAGCACAUCGACACAAUUUUGUAUGCCCACUGACGAGCUGGCACGGUGUCUCUUGUGUUAGCUUCAGACUUCCAACUUGUACAUACAAGAAGAAUUUGAACUGAUUACAAGAUACAUUAAGGUGAUUGUAUAGUACAAUGGUUAACAUUAUUUAAAAAAUAAACUGCAUCAGAAAAGCA